Molecule: messenger RNA, 3133 nt
Organism: Sphaeroforma arctica JP610
Lineage: Eukaryota; Ichthyosporea; Ichthyophonida
Exons: 23
Coding region: 107-3076 (989 amino acids)
Biological process (GO): Golgi to plasma membrane transport; exocytosis
Cellular component (GO): exocyst
Source: RefSeq, a predicted model, not a curated record
UGCGUAUCUACAUACGGCACAGGGCAAGCACUGAAAUAUAAAUUUCGCUCUAUUACCCAUACAAUAAAAUAACCAACAGAAGGUUCUGUGGUGAAGUCUCGUUAUCAUGGCAGACGUCCGUCCCGAGGUAAUGGGGCUGAGUCCCUCCUUCGGAUAUGAUACUGGAGGGUCUACUAUCACCAUCCGCGGAAUGAAUUUCGGUGUUGAUGCCGAUGAUCUUACUGGACUGACAAUAUGCGGUGUGGAUCAUUUGCAUAAGGUGCGGUGGGAUUCGUCCUACAAGUUGGUCGUGACUACUGCGAAGGUGCGCCUGGACGAUUUCCCCCAUGCUGAAAGAGGAGCAGACGGACUAAGGAUCCUUUCGGGGCCUGUCUUGGUGUCUACUGCUAUGGGCGGGCAAUCCCAGCCAUCGCUCAUGUUCAAGUUCAUCGAGGAGGAGGAAGAAGAAGUCGAUUCGGAAACUGAGAUGGAUGAGUGGAAAGAUGUUCCUGACCGCAGACUGCGCGAUGGCCCCGACUCGGCGCUCCGAACGGCAGUUGUUAUCGAAACGGUGUCUGAUCCCUUGUGUAUCUAUAAAGAUGAGAAGAAAUCCAAGGGCAAAUUCAAAGAAAACGUAUUAAUUGCCGAAACAGCUGUGGACCCUCCCAUCCUCGCUUCACUGCGUGAAACCUAUCCUCUGGGGACCAGCGAUCCCGCUAGUGCCAACUUCGUCCCUGCUUGGUUCUUCGCGGAGAAACAUGCCAAUACACCUCUGCAUCUGCUGAUGGUGGGAAGUGAGAACUUGGAUGCGCUGAUUGUCAAGCAGGAGCACGCCGUGACGAGUCUGAUGAAGGACAAUUUCGAUCGAUAUGUGGCAUGUCAAGAUGUCAUUUUGACCAUGCAGCAGGUUCUGGAACGCGAAAGGGAUGAGACCGGGGGUGAUCUGACCAAAGGUCUGCAGGACAACCAGCAAAUAGUCAGUACCAUGGCCAGCGACUACAUCAAGCCCUUGCUCGCGCGCAGGGACCGUGCAGAGGCCAUCCGCUCAGUAAUUGGGGUGCUGAAUAGAUACAAGUUUCUCGUGGGACUGCCACAUGCCAUGCGCUUAGCCAUCACCAACGGGCAGUACCUCAUCGCCGUCACCGAGUACGAGAAGGCGCUGUCGCUCUACGGUCACAGCGAAGUCGACUUUGUGCAGCAGGUGCUCGGCGAAGUGGAGACCAUUGCGGACGAUCUCAGGACCACGUUGCUGGACAAACUAAGACAGCCACGUGCGUCCAUGGCUGACCGCGAGCUGUACAUUGACUAUCUGCUGCGCUUGGGCAGUACAGAGGACCCUUCCUGGAUGGUGAUUGGAUAUGUGCGAGAUGGUCUGUGCCUGAUGCUGAACACCUGUGCUAUGCGAUACCAUGCCAUUCCCGAGAAUGAGGAGACCAUCCAGCGCGGGACUGAGCUGUUUGAAAGCGUGGAAUUUGAGGGCUUUGUUGUAAAGGAGCACGAGUGGACAUCCCAGGGUGCGCUGCGCAUCAUUUCAUAUAUCAGUGAACUGUCGAGAAUCGUCUCCACGCUGUUUCCACGAUUGUGGAAGAUAUACAAAAUGUACUGUGAAACUUGUCUGGCCGGCCUGGAUAAAAGCCAGCCCGAGAAAGGUAUUGGUAUGGGCAGUCAGUCCAAUAUGUCGUCUGGGUGGAAGGGUCUCAAGAGCCCCAGCACCGCAAGUGGAAUGUCGAUGUCUCAAUCCGAAUCCAAGUCGUCGUUGGCCUUGGAUAGAAAAGAUACGCAAAGUGAUGCCAGCGGAGCUGCGGUCGGCAGCAUAAUCCAUGUGGAAGAAGCGAUAGGUCCAGUGUUUGUGCUCUACGAGAAGCUUAUAUCCAACGCAUUCGGACUGAACCACGAUAAGGAUUCAGAGUCAGGGGCGGAUGAAGAAUCCCCGUUCGCAGAUAUCUUGUUCGAUUGCGAUCACGAAACGUCUCAAGCCCUUCUCAAGUGUGCCACGGUUAUAUCGACCUUUUUCAAGCAGCUGGGUGACCUCGAAGGCCUGCAAACGGACGCGAAGAAGUACGUGCGCAUGUUCACGAAGAUGUUAAAGGCUUACAGGGCCUUCUGUGUACGCCCUGUGCUGCAGGAGACACACGAGGAGGUGCAUAAACUCAUAGACUGGAAGUUGACGGUGUCAGUGGGCGUGAGUGUGACGGAGCUUCCAGACGAGCUGAAUGUUAUUAUACAGGCGUGCAUUGAUGACCUCGCGCCAGUGCUGAUGGAAAAGUCGCAUCGCGUGAAGAAUGAGCCCAGUAACACCGUGGUGAUAGUGCGAGACAAGAUUGCGUCAUUACUGCACGAUUUCACUGAGAUACUACGACACCAUGCAUUCUUAAAGGACCCCUCGGCGAAUUCAAAGCGAGGCCAACAGUCGCUGUACCAGAACAUGUCGUUAGAUCUACUCGCCUUCGAGUCACAUCCCCCGAGCAGGUCGCAGCGACUGCUGAUUGUGCUGGGGUCCAUCAACUACCUUAUCGACAUUACUAUACCGAUGCUGGGCCAGAUGUUUGAGAAGAAGUUUAUGUGCUCUCUGAUUGCGAUGUUACAGCAACCUCUGCGAAAAUUAAAACUGCUGGCUCUAGACAUCAACGACGACUACGUGCGCACCAACACAGAACGACUGAUUGCCAUUAUCGAUGAGGGCGUGAAGGAUGACUCGCUGCUGCAGAAGAAACCAUGCGGAAUAAGACAGUUCGUAAAGGACGUGAUUCUGGGUCUGGUAACAGUGCAUUCCGAGGUGACUUCCAUUGACAGAUCGUAUUGUCGGACGAUGAUUGAAGGUUUACAAGAUAAUAUAGCAGACGGCAUUUGUAUCAUCAUUGAUGGGAUGGAGAUCACCUUACAGCAGUACCAGCAAAUACAUAUGGACCUGAAGAUCCUGUCGAUAGCGAUGGGGAGUUACAACACGACAAGAUCCAAAUCUUUAAUGAAAGAUGCCUUCAGAUUGCUGAAGGGCAAAGUUACUGAAUGCAAACCGUACGCCGUUCCUGACGAAAUUGAGAUUCUAGCAAAAUUCGAACAACAGAUGACCUUUACUUUGAUGUGCUUAGAGGGCUGAUAAGAUGUUAAAAUGUCAAUAAAUAAAUAAUUUACCUGAUAAUUGCUGGUAAAAAAC